AUGCGAAGAAAAGUCGACAUCGUCUUAGCUCAUGGACUACGUCUAGGCCCUGAUAAAUGCAAGCAGAUGUGGAUCUCUUCAAGACCCCGAAAAUUAAUCAAGGUGGACGGACGACCGCUCGAACUCGUCGAUGAGUUCUGUUACCUGGGCUGUAUGCUGAAAAACAGCAGCAGUUACGAGAAAGACAUUCAGAAAAGAUGCGCUAAGGCCACUUCUGCAUGUAACUCCUCUGUCUGUGGUCAAGCCCCAUCAGCAACGCAGUCAAGCUGGUUUGCCACAAUGAAGAGAUGUACCUGCGGAUCACACGCAGGAGACAUCAACAUCUUGCACCGCCAUAGAAAGUGGCUACAGAAACUCGUCUUCGUUUCUUUGGUUAUAUAUCAACGAGACCAGCAGAUCGCGUUCUUCAGCGAGUUCAUCAACGAAUGGAUUGAUUCUGUGCAAGUUCUCGCAGAAGAUCGAGAAUGUUGGGCAGAAAUAUUUUCAAGGAGGCCACGCCUCGGCGAAGAUCUACGUAACCGUAUCAGGCGAUGGUAUCAGCCUGCCGAUUAA
Messenger RNA from Necator americanus (New World hookworm), 552 nucleotides. RefSeq lists its product as uncharacterized. The transcript is spliced from 2 exons. Bases 1 to 552 code for a protein of 183 amino acids. The record is from RefSeq and is a predicted model, not a curated record. Lineage: Eukaryota; Metazoa; Nematoda; Chromadorea; Rhabditida; Ancylostomatidae.